Molecule: messenger RNA, 2518 nt
Organism: Siniperca chuatsi (mandarin fish)
Lineage: Eukaryota; Metazoa; Chordata; Actinopteri; Centrarchiformes; Sinipercidae
Product: secretory carrier-associated membrane protein 5-like
Exons: 7
Coding region: 234-917 (227 amino acids)
Biological process (GO): protein transport
Cellular component (GO): trans-Golgi network membrane; recycling endosome membrane
Source: RefSeq, a predicted model, not a curated record
GGCUCAGGAUAGUAAGGAUUUAUCUCUAGGGUCAUACUGUACAGAAGAAAGUAGUAUUAUAAUAGUUUAAUAAAUUGCUUGCAGAUAUCGUCCGAUUGGCAGUCCCACUCAAUUCCAUACACAGUUGGAGCUUCCACUGGAGACUGUGCACUGUAAACAGAGAAACGGCUGCUCUCUGGAAGAGGCUCAAGAGACAGAAGAAGGAGGAAAUCUAAACAGCGAACUUUAUCCACAUGGCAGAGCCCAACUUCCCUCCACUGCCGGGAUUCAUCCCACUCAAGCCAUGCUUCUACCAGGACUUUGAUGAGAUCCCUGAACAGCACCGGAGCAUGUGCAAGAAAAUGUACCAACUGUGGAUGUUGAAUAGUGCUACUCUUGCGGUGAAUCUCAUUGGCUGCUUUGCUUGGAUGUUUGGUGGAGGUGGAGUGACCAACUUUGGACUGGCUAUCAUCUGGCUCCUCAUGUUCACUCCCUGCUCUUAUGUCUGUUGGUUCAGGCCCAUCUACAAGGCCUUCAAGAGUGACAGCUCCUUCAACUUCAUGCAGUUCUUCUUUGUGUUCAUGGCCCAAGUUGGCAUCAGCAUCAUCCAAUGCAUAGGCAUCCCUGGAUGGGGAGUAUGUGGUUGGUUGGCUACCAUCUCCUUCUUCAGCUAUAAUAUUUUUAUUGCGCUGAUCAUGUUGGUCCCUACUAUCAUGUUCACGGCAGUGGCCUCACUGUCCUGCAUUGCCCUCACCAGGAUCCAUAAUUUCUACCGUGGCAGCGGAGCCAGCAUGUCCAAAGCUCAGGAGGAAUGGACCACAGGAGCCUGGAAGAACCCUCAUGUGCAGGCAGCAGCCCAGCAGGCCGCCAUGGGGGCAGCUGCAGGAGCCAUGCAGGAUCAGUACUCCAGCCCACAAUAUAACGAUAACCAGAUGUAGCCUCUUCAAGACAGAGGCGUCAAAGAAAUGACGUGACAGUUAUGCCAAAGUUUGAGCAACAGGGUUAGGAAGAUUUGACCAUUUCCCACAAUAUUGUUGAUUAUUAAAUUAAAUUAUUAAGUGUUUCAGAAACAACAUAUUUGCAUAUUUUCACAGGUUCAGUUUUUUUGGCCAAAUCACUGAUUCAGCAGAACUGUCAGUGAUUUCAAGCAAUUUCAUCAUUUGGCAAACAAAUAGCUCUGAACAUCUGGGGGAAGCUGGUUUUCGCCUUCCUGUUAAAGGGCAUGCUAAUUAUUUGUAGUAUUAUAUAUCAUUUCAUAUGUUUUUUUUUCUGUUCUUCUGUUGGACGGUGAAAUUUAACUAGUUAUGAAUCUGUAUUAGAGCUGUGUACUAAUAUACCCUUUGUGUUGACCUGCAGUUCUAGCAAUUUUUACAAGAGAAAGCAAAACUAUUUGUUUUUCUUCAAAAAUAUAAAAAAACUGAUGUACUUUUGUUGUGAUGAAGAUUUAAUUAUUUAGUAUUAUCUUAUUUAAUUUAUUUACCAAUACACUAUUAGAAUGAUAAAUUGCUUAGGAUGUAAAAAUGUAAGUUUUUCUUGCAUUUUAAAUUCACAUGUAAACCAAAGAUCCAAUGUAAUAUUGUAACCUUAUUUUAAAUCAUGCUACUUUAUGUGACAUCUGCAUAAUUUCAUCAUAUUUCUAUGCAGUUUAUCAGUGAUUGCACUGUGAAAUGAAAGAAUGUUGUAAUGUUGAAAGGAAGUCUGUCUGUUUUACAAUAAGAAAUAGUAUUAUUGCAAGUCUUCAGCAGGAUUUGAAUAGAAAAAAAAACAUUUAAACUAACUUGAAGGUUCCUGUUGACAUGUAUUUAGCAUGUGCUCUUUUAUAAACUGUUGUGUCAAAUGCAGAGUUUAAAAGACAACUCUCUCCUGCUGUGUGGCUAUUUGUCCACAGAGAGGUGCUGGUGGUUUUAGUAUGAAAUACAAAGCUCCAGAAUGUACAGAUUACCUUCAUUCAUCCUUCACAGAUCAUAGUCUGCAUUUAUGGUAGUCCCCCUCUAUUUCCUGCUUCUCUCUUUUUCUCUGUCUGCUCUUUUUUUAGUAGUAAUUUGCAUCACACUGACACAGUUAUGCAUAUGGUCAUUUGAAGAAGCUGCCUUGUAUGUUGACCUGUUGUGUGCUAAACAGCUCUACUGGAGCAGGCGGUGGUUAAAAACCUUGCUCAAAGGCACCUCAAGGACAGUUGGUAGUGAAUGGCAGAUCAUCGGUCACUCACUCCUCCCACCAAUCUGGGGUUUUGAAACGGCAGACAUAGUUUCUCUCAGACCCCUGUCCAUAGCACCAUCCGCAUUUUACUUCUGAUCUGAUAUUCAGUGAGGAAUUUCUGUUUAAAGAUAACACCAUGAAAUAGCCUGCUUAUGUUUCUUGUUGUUUGGAGGGUGUUUGGAGAAGCUAAAACAACAAUACAUGGAUAUAUGAAGUUACUGUACAUACAUUUUAGCCACUUAACAGUUAUCACCACCAUACUUGGGGUGAGAUCAAGGAUCUUAGUGUGUUGAAUACCUUAUUGUUCAAAUAAAAUCUUCAGAAAAGCUGCUAACUUUAA